This is a messenger RNA of Medicago truncatula (barrel medic), 1716 nucleotides long. RefSeq names its product O-methyltransferase MdmC. NCBI's taxonomy places the organism in Eukaryota, Viridiplantae, Streptophyta, Magnoliopsida, Fabales, Fabaceae. Gene Ontology annotation, molecular function: S-adenosylmethionine-dependent methyltransferase activity; O-methyltransferase activity. The transcript is spliced from 9 exons. Bases 353 to 1249 code for a protein of 298 amino acids. The record is from RefSeq and is a predicted model, not a curated record.
CGAUGAAGCCCCUACGAUAUAUAUACCGAUGCUUAAAUUUGUCCAUCAAUAGAAACAACAAAUUGAUUAAUAAACUCUUCAUGAAAUAAAUGAAUUGGAGAUAGAUAUUUGUACUCAGUGUGCCUAGGUGUGUCAACAGAAAAUACGAACAAAAUAAAUGAUUAUCAAAAUGAUUGAGUGAACUCACCCACUCUUUAGGAUUCACUUCACCCUUUUUUACCUUUAUGUGUAGAAUUUGAAUUAUUGCCCACAAAGUGUUUGUAAAAUUGACUGGGAGAGAAAUAGGCAAAAGGGCUUUUGAGAAUAAGGAAAAUAAGAGAGUUACGUGGAAGAUAGAUUGGAGUAUUGUAUAAUGGUAAUUAUAGGAAUGACAAAUAGUAGCAUUAACUUGGUGUUUCAUCAUGGGUUAACAUUGCCUCAUGAACAUGUAACUUCAUUAGUGAGACCUUGUGCAAGAUUUAAUUUGAAUUAUGCAACAACUUGGGGUGUUACCAGUUCUAGUAAAGCUCAAAGAUUGAAAGAGUAUAAGCAGCUUGUAAGAAACAGUUCCAUCAGUUGUGAGAUUGUUAUUGCUAGUGAUGAAAAAUAUGGGAAUAAGCAGGUUGUUAGUCUUACACCCCGGUUGUAUGAUUAUGUCCUUGAAAAUGUUCGGGAACCCGAGAUUCUAAGGCAGUUGCGAGCGGAGACUGCAUCUAUGCAUGGAAGCCAAAUGCAGGUGUCUCCUGAUCAAGCACAACUACUGGCAAUGCUUGUGCAGAUUCUUGGAGCAGAACGGUGUAUUGAAGUCGGCGUUUACACUGGCUACUCCUCACUAGCCAUAGCAUUAGUCCUUCCAGAAUCAGGUCGUUUAGUUGCCUGUGAAAGAGAUGCCAAAUCUCUUGAUGUUGCUAAGAAGUAUUAUCAGCUUGCUGGUGUUGCACAUAAGGUGGAUGUAAAACUUGGACUUGCAGCAGAUUCCCUAGAAUCUCUAAUUAUGAAUGGUGAAGCUGGAAGCUAUGAUUUUGCAUUUAUUGAUGCUGAGAAAAGGAUGACUGAGAAAUAUUUUGAGAUGCUACUACAACUGGUGAGGAUUGGAGGUCUUAUUGUAAUUGAUAAUGUCCUUUGGCAUGGAAAAGUUGCUGAUCCGUUGGUAAGUGACCCUAAAACUAUCAGCAUUAGAAAUUUUAAUCAACGGUUAAUGGAAGAUAAGCGUGUAAGCAUCAGUAUGGUACCUAUUGGAGAUGGGAUGACAAUCUGUCGGAAAAGAUAACAUAUUUUUGAAGAGUUCUAUCUCAUUGCAAUUGAACCGUUCAGGGUAAUUAUACUAAUGCGAGAUUGAAGAAAACAAAGUUAUAUAGGUCAUCACAUGUUCUUAGAACUUGAGAUUUACGGAAGGACCGGAGAACUGCAUAAUGAAGAAUGGUAGUUUAGUUCCACAAAUGUUGAAGCUCUAGAAAACAUUAUAGUAGUGACCUAUUCACCUACAUGCUACAGCUCUAUGGGGCAGAUAUAUUGUGAGAAUCAAAGGGAAGACAGAAACAAGACAAGUUAGAAUCUUUGAGAGUAGUAUAAUGAGAAUGUUUUCAUUGGAUGGAUAACAUAACAGGUGCAGGAAGACUUCAAAUAUGACUAUUAGUUUGAUAAAUUAAGAUUCUACUAGGAAACAGAUUCAGAUGUGUAGAUGGAUUAUUAAUGAAAAGUUUGAUAAAUUAAGAUUCUUAAUUUUUAUACUUUCAA